UUUGAAGUUUGAGCCUCCUGUAAACCCUACGAGCAAUUCCGCUUUCCUCAAGUUGAUGACACUCGGAGCUCCGACGUUGGCGAUUUGUGCGGUUUGAGACCAGUCAGCACCGGACACAGUACGGACCGCUAGAAGCCUGUGAUUAAAAUGGCUUCCAGAGGAAAGACGGAGACAAGCAAAUUAAAGCAGAAUUUAGAAGAACAAUUGGAUAGAUUGAUGCAGCAAUUACAGGAUCUGGAGGAAUGCAGGGAGGAGCUCGAUGCAGACGAAUAUGAGGAAACUAAAAAAGAAACCUUGGAGCAGCUGAGUGAGUUCAACGAUUCCCUGAAGAAAAUUAUGUCAGGAAAUAUGACUUUGGUAGAUGAACUCAGUGGGAUGCAGCUGGCUCUUCAGGCAGCUAUCAGCCAGGCCUUUAAAACACCUGAAGUCAUCAGAUUGUUUGCAAAGAAACAGCCAGGCCAACUGCGGACAAGGUUAGCCGAGAUGGAUAGAGAUCUGAUGGUGGGGAAGCUGGAAAGAGCCCCGUACACCCAGCAGAAGGUGGAGAUACUAACCGCUCUCAGAAAGCUUGGAGAGAAGCUGACAGAGGAUGAUGAGGCCUUCCUGUCCGCCAAUGCAGGUGCUGUACUCAGCCAGUUUGAAAAAGUCUCCACAGACCUCGGCUCUGGGGACAAGGUCCUUGCUCUGGCAGGGUUUGAGGUGGAAAAAGCCAAGAAAUGAUGCUGUGGCAGCUUUGGUGCUGCCAUCCCCGUCCUUACUGCGCACGGUGCUUUCAUCCUGAGGACUCAGCCGCACUGCAAAGCAAUAGAGACUGUCAAAACGCAGCGACAGCCCGAGAACAGGUGACAUGGAAACACAGUGUGGCUUCUGCUUGGGGUCCUCAUCCUACUUUAUGUGGGACUCCCAUCCUCAGUGACCCUGGGCUUGUUGGGACACAGGGACUUCAUUCACUGUGGUUUGUUUUGUUAAGAUGUCUUGUUUUUAGUGCUGAUAGGAAUGAAAGCUGUGAGCUAGUGAUCCUGCCCCGAUUCUCGUUUGCACGUCUUGGGGUGAGCAGCACAGUGAAGUCCUAGCCCUUCUGUAUCUGUAGACUCUUAGAAAGUUUUCAUUUUUACCCAGAAAGAGCAUGUGAUCUGUCUAAAGUCACACUAGAGGCAGAGCUGGGGCUAUGGCUCAGGUGUCCUGACUCCUAGUUUUGUUUCUUUAUUCUGUACUGUUUUUUUUUGUUUGUUUGUUUGUUUUUUAAUAAUUAACUUGUAUUUGUGCAAGUUUGAAAAUGCAGUGUCCUAACCUAGAGUUGAAUGGGCACUGAGGACUGUUCCCAGCCUGUGAGUGGGCGGCAUGAAUGGGGCCCAUUGUGUCUCUGGAUUCCUAACAAGCAACAAUGCAGCCCUUUUGAGAGCCUUCUGCAGUAACUUAACCUCCUGCCUUCUCUCGGUGGGGAGGCAAUAGGAAGUGGCAGCCCUGGCCCUCUCUAGACCUCCCGUCAACUCCGAGGGUGGUAACAGUAAGUUAGUAUCAACUGUGCAGUUGGGGAGACACACAAAAUAAGCUGUGAGGAAAGCACGUUUCUCCCACGUUUCUCCCUGAUGGCCACGUCCUUACACAUGGACCUUGCCCGCGCUUGUCUGGAUUGUGAGCCUUUCUGUGUUUCUCAGUGUUUUGUUUAUUUUUUCUCUUUAUACAAGGUAAAACAUUUUAACUGCUUUUUAUAAACUUAAAUUCUACUAGGUGCUCUGCCAACUGGACAGAUCAGGGGACCUCAGCUAUGUAAAUGCCUUAUUUGGAACUUUUAAUGUUGUAUUUUGGAUUUUUUGAGAGAGGUGGGUCUCUGGGUCAGCAAGAUGGCCCAGUGGGUAAAGGUGCUUGCUGCCAAGCCUGAUGACCAAAGUUCAGUCCCCCGAUCCACCUGGUGAAGGACGAGAACUGACAGGUUGUCUUCUGACUUCCACAUAUGUGCCAUGGCCCAUGUGUGUACACACGUACACAUGCACACACACACACACACACACACACAAUAAAUAAAUAAAAUUUGGAAGGGUCUUCCCAUGUUGGAGUCUAAGGCUCAAACUCUUCUCUGCGCGGCCACUUCCUCCUCUGCUUCCUCCUCCUCUUCCUCCCCUCCCUCUCCCCCUCCCCGGAAGUUGGUACUGCAGAUGAAUGCUGCUAUGGCUUCCCAUUGGGCUGCUUCAUUCACUGUCUCCUGACUGUCACUCACUGAAGUGUAGCACACCAAGAAAGGCUGAUAACCAAAGGUGCUGUGUAUAUGCCACCACCGUUUCCUAGAGAGGACAUUCACCUUAACACAGAAGUCACAUUUCACAGUGCAGAUUCAGCAACGCUGUGCAGCUGGCGACCCGGGGCCACGUCACUCCUGUCACCAUGCGGGGAGCCUGGAUCUGGGAAGCUCCACAAUGUCUUCCUCUAGCCCCUCCAGCAUCCACCGGUGCACUCUGUAUUCUCUGCGGACUCACCUCUCUGGUACAUAAUAGGAACACACGUGAUUGUGCUCUGGGUGGCCUCGUUACACAUCUCGCUUCUUCACGCCAGACAGUGUUUACAAGGGCAACCCACAUCGUAACACUUCAACACUUCACUCCUUUUUAUGGCCGAAUAAUGCUUCACUGUGUAAAUACUGCAUUUGUUUUGCCACAUGUUUGAUGAGCACAUGAGUGCAUUUCACUGUUGUGAACAGUUGCACUACAGACAUUUCUACACUGUGCUUGUUGGACUCCGAUUUUCAUUUUCUGUUGGGUCAGUACCUAGUGAUAGCAUUAUUAUGAUGGCAGUGGUGCAUGCCUUUAAUUCCAGCAUUUGGGAGGGAAAGGCAGGAGGAUCUCUCUAAGUUCAAGGCCAGCCUGAUCUACAGAGUGAGUUCCAGGACAGCCAGGGCUACACAUGGAAACUCUGUGUUGAAAAACAAAAACAAAACAAGACAAAAUUAUGUUGAGUUUUAAGCUGUAGCAAGAUUAUCCUUUACCUUAUGAUCCCCCAGUAAACCAGGAAGGAAUCUAGGGCUGUUUUGAAAGAGACUCAUGUCAGUCUGGAAUCCUUAAUGUUGGUUUUCCUUAAACAUUCUUAAAGAACAGCACUGAGAGAUUAGGUAUUGUGGCAUCCACCAGAACCCCAGCUUGGGGAGGUAGAGACCUGGGGAUGAAGAGAUUGAGGCCAGCCAGGGCUUCUUAGUGAAACCUCUUCUCAAGCAAGGAGCAAACAAACAAGCAGGUCAGUGUAGUGAGGUACUUACUGCGGAUCACAUCUGUCUAGUCUACUUAAAGUCAUCUUCCGCUAACAGGCACUGACACUCAAGGCUGCAGUCACUUCAUCUUAUGGACCUUCACUUUGUAGGUCUUCACUAAGAAGACCUGCCUCAUACAAUUACUUUGCAUUUUUCUCCCUUAAUACAUACACACUAGCCUUGGCUCUAAUCCACCAUUCAGCUGCCCACCUUAGCACUGUUUAACAUCUGCUUCCCCCAUGUCAUGUUCACCAGUAAGUUCUGUGCAAGUGCAGUUACUAAAUGCUUGCCAGCCAUGUCUCCUGUUCACAUUUGCACACUUUCUUCAGUCUGUGGAACUUGGACGGUCCUGUCACGUGCAGCAGAUAGCCCAUCAACAUUCAGAUACCAGGAUGUUCUGCUGAAAAUUCCUGCGUUUCAAGCCAGGUGUGGUGCCACACACCUUUGAUCCUAGCACAGGGGAGAAGCAGAGGCAGUAUGUCUCUGAGUUCCAGGCCAGCCAAGGCUACAUACCAAAUCCAUGUCUAUAUAAAUAAGUAAAUAAAUUUCUUCAUUUCUCAGAGAAUUUGGGCUGAAGCAAAAAAAGAAAAAAAAAAGUGUUCCAAUGAAAGAGUGUCUAAGUGGGUUCUUAGUGAGAUCUAGUAAGGGAAAACAUUCUCUGUGUCAGCCUUGUGUUUGAUCUUGUGAAUGGUAAAUCAGGUUAUUCUAGGCAGAUAGGUUCCCCAUGAGAAACCAAGGCUGCAGGGCGGCUUGUUAACUUUGAUUGUUAGGCCUUUUACUAAAGGCAGACGCAAGGAAGGGCAUCUUUAGUGAAUAAAAGACUGUGAAAGUCCUCCAUUGACUUGUGUCUUAUUGCAGUAAGUGAAUAGACAGUUGUAGUUAUUACAGUGUAGGUGAACCCGGCUGUCACUCGCAGCUGUCAGUCACCUUCCUGCCUGCUGUUCAUUGUUUUUUUCUCUGUAUUCUUUCUGUCACAGAGACUUUUCUAUUACUUUGCCUCUCAAAAUGCAUGUAUUAAUUAGUAUUAAUAUGUAAAUUAAAACUGUCAGCAUUUCCACGGACACCCAGAAACAAAUUGCACCCUUUAAUUGCUUCCAUUCUUUCUGGCCCUGCAGGUCAAAAGAGUUACUAGAAACGAGAAAUGUGUUCAAUAUUUCAUCAAGUUUCCAAAAGCCAACUAAAAGCAUGGCCCUGGUAGAUAAUCCCUGCAUGUCUCUUUGACACCCUAACUCAAACUCCAUUUUGAAGUUUUUCUCAAAGUAUAGAUACCAUGCUGCUGACAGGACCCUGAUCACAAGGGUCAUACUGUCCAGAGAAAUCAUGCUGUCCACAUAAAUAGCAGUUAGAGGUCUGAGGCUGUCAGUUGGAAGCAUCUUAAUGUUUUGUCAUUUGUGUGUAAGAAAUUCUUUGCUUACAUCCUCUGACUGGCUAAAAUAACUGGGACUGGGGGGUAUCUUAGUGGUAGAACAUUUGCCAAAACCAUAGUGGACAAGGAGAGAGGGAGAGGGAGGGGAACUGUAAAAUUACAUCAGAAGAGCACAUCCAACAUGUAGUGGCAUCCUCAGGAAGGCUGUCCAUCUCUCGUUGGCCUCAGGCUUGAGGUUUAGGCUAGACUGUCUAGCCCGGGAGUCCCAGGCAUUCACCUAUAAAACUGUGUGGUGUUCCUCCCAUACCCCAGUUCCCAAAAUAAUGACUUUGAGACCUUAUUAUUCAUGAAUAAAUGUGUAGGACAUAAGUUCUUGACUAACUUUUAACUUAAAUUACCCAAAUGUUCCUAUACUAUGUGUAUGUGUGCCACGUGGCUGGUUUCCUUCUUCGGUUUCAUGUAUCCUCCUCAGAGUCUUUGGGCAAAACUCUCCCACCUCUGACUCUAUCCUAGAUUUCCUCUCUUCUGCCAGACUCUCACCUUUUCCUGCCUUAGCUAGCAGGCCAUCAGCUUUUAUUGACAGGUGAUGCUUCCAUACAGUACAUAAGAGAGUCUUUCUACAUUUCCUCUUUUACUCUAAUAAAAGGAGCUUUCUCUUAUAUAAUAAACUAUGAACAGUAAAAACAAUUAUGAAAACUAUCAUGUAAGAGUGUCUAGUCCAUUUGUACUUGGCACCUUUGGAGAAAGUGCUCUACCUAUCUUGGUGACUUUAGAGUUCCUUACCAAAUCACUUUCUUUCACAGCUUGGAUUUGUCAAACUGAAAACAACUUCUUUUUUUUUAAUAAUUUAUUUAAUUUUAUUUUAUGUGCAUUAGUGUGGAGGUGUAGAUCCCUUGGAAUUGGCAUUACAGACAGCUGUGAGCUGCCAUGUGGGGGCUAAGAAUUGAACCCGGGUCCUUUGGAAGAGCAGACAGUGCUCUCAACCACUGAGCCAUCUCUCCAGCCCUCCUGAAAACAACUUCUUAGACCUAAAAACAUCUUAAAUCCUAAAUAACUUAAGCUUAAUUGUGGGACUAUCUAUCUAGUUUUCAACCCGGUCAGAAACUUGAGAAGGAAUAAAUUCCUGAGUAUCCAGGAAGUGCAGAACAAGCAGCUUCCAAAAUAAUAGAAAUGACAGAGGCAGCUGGCUACCUGGACAGUCACCCAAGUUUCUCAGCAACUGUUGGAACAUCAUCUUCAGCCUUCUGGCCCAACAUAUCUGAUACACUUUUGUGAAGCAGGAAUUAUGAAGGAUUGCUUACCUUCUUGGCAAAGCUUGGUAGUGGACUUCUCUGCAUCCAGUUUUUCUGUUUUGGACAGUGUAAUGUUGGCAGUUUCUCACCCAGUGGCAAGUUUACCACCCCUGAAACAAACUCCAUAGGAGAUUCUUCAAUGUCCGUCAUUGUCUUUGAAGUAGAAGGGGUGCUACCAGGAGCAGACCCAUCUCAUUGUCCCAAAAAAUAAACCCUUAAAUUAAUAAAAUAUCUUUAACCACCGUGUUCUGUAGGUCUCAGGUUUUUGAAGACUAUCUGUAGUAUAUCUGAAUAGGCAAACAUUUGUUUCUAGCUACUUAUUAUCUGUUCAACCUAGAAAGCAUAUUUCUGUAAUAAACUAUAAUAGUAUCUGACAUGACCAUGAGUUUGAUUGACUAACAUUACCUUGAAUUUUUUAAUUAUCCUAAACAGUUUGUAAUAGUAGGUUUUUCUUAAAGGGCUAGAACUUAGUAUUGCAUCCUUAAGAGCCAUCUGGGUACAAUGCCUCAGAAAGAGUUAAUACAUGUUGUAACCAAAAUAUAACCUUAAUUUUGUAUAGUAUACAAAAAAUCUAUACCAGUAUAAUCAAAUAUAAAUUCAAUUCUGUAUCAGUAUACAAAGAUCUAUACCAAUGUUGUCAAAUAAAACUUCAAUUUUGUAUAAGAUUUA
Meriones unguiculatus (Mongolian gerbil) is the source of this 6565-nucleotide messenger RNA. RefSeq names its product leucine zipper and CTNNBIP1 domain containing (gene Lzic). Gene Ontology annotation, cellular component: cytosol; beta-catenin destruction complex; nucleus. Bases 148 to 720 code for a protein of 190 amino acids. The record is from RefSeq and is a predicted model, not a curated record. Gene Ontology annotation, molecular function: beta-catenin binding. Lineage: Eukaryota; Metazoa; Chordata; Mammalia; Rodentia; Muridae. Gene Ontology annotation, biological process: negative regulation of Wnt signaling pathway. The transcript has 7 exons.